AUGCUUUCACUUCACGAAGCAGACACCAACAAACUUAAAUCUAGUGUAUUACCUAAUAUCGAAGGUCAAGACGAGUUUACAGAAUUAUUAAAUAGAUUGGAAAAUUUUUCUAGCCCGAAAAUACACUAUCAUACAGAAUGUAGAGUCGACUUUAAUAAUAAAAUAUCUUUAUUAAAAAAACCAUUCAGUAAAAGUGAUUGGCAUUUUCAUCGAGAAUAUCACCAAUUGGCUUUUGAUGAAAUAAGUGUAAUCAUCGAGGAAGACAUAAUCAAGAAAGGGCGCUGUCAUUUAUUAAUCCAUUUACACGAACUGUACAUUGAUUCAUUGGAGAAAAUUUUUCAAGACAAUUCUGUUGAAAUGAACGUUACUUUCACAGCUCAACACCUAGAAGAAAAAAUUUUAAAACAAUUUUCUUAUGAUAUUAAAUCUUUCAUUGUUCAUAACAAAAAAAUAAUAGCACCGAAAUUUUUACACAUGAUAGACUAUACAAUGUUGGAAAAUUUACAAACCGAAAAUAUUUUACAAAAAGCGGCAUUGAUUUUAAGAGAAACAAUAUGGCAAAUAGAAAUGAAAAAGUUGCCGGCUAAAAAUAUUACAGCGCAGGAUUUAAUAUCAGGAGAAGCUUCGAUACCACAACAAUUACUCAACUUUUACUUUACUCUUCUUGGUGGAGCCAAUCAAAAACGAAAAAACAGCUUAAAAUGUAAUCGUCAAGUUCGUUCUUAUUGUCAAGAUGUGAUUUUUGGAGUCCAUAAUGGUCAAGUGAAGACGUCAAAGCAUAUCAUGUUAGGCAUGACUUUAAAGAGCUUGACAAGCAGUAGAAAAGUUAUUGAUAUCGUUAAUAGAUACGGGCACUGUAUAAGUUAUCAAGGAGUUGAGGAGUUCCUCUUUUUCUAG
Molecule: messenger RNA, 897 nt
Organism: Parnassius apollo (apollo)
Lineage: Eukaryota; Metazoa; Arthropoda; Insecta; Lepidoptera; Papilionidae
Source: the annotation of a GenBank genome assembly